GGCUUUGACGUGGAUUGAGCUUAACACAUUCAACGCUAUCUCGUCAUUGGUUACGUGGGUUACGUGUUAAGCUAAUAAAGAUCGAACAGUGGACUUCAGCCUCUCAGUUUAUCAGUAGUUGAAGCGAAGCUUGUUCGUUCUCAUUCGUUCUGUGAUCUACUCCUUGCAUUUACUUGAAAGUCGUGAAAAAUUCAUAUCUACUCUUGAUACAUUUUUUUACUCGCAAGUGUUUCCAUUCGCGUCCUGCAUUUAAAAUGGCUGAACCAAUAAAUGUCGUCGUCACCGGGGCUGCAGGUCAAAUUGCGUAUUCCUUGCUGUACCAAUUGGCAGCUGGUUCAGUUUUUGGACCCGAGCAGCCCAUUAACUUGAGACUCCUGGAUAUUCCACCAAUGAUGGAGGUACUUCAAGGCGUCGUUAUGGAGCUGGAUGAUCUGGCACUCAACCUUCUCAGGGAAGUAACGCCCACGGCUGACCCAGCAGUAGCAUUUAAAGAUGCAGCAGCAGCUUUCCUUGUUGGCGCAAUGCCAAGGAAACAGGGCAUGGAGCGCAAGGAUCUGUUAUCAGCUAAUGUGAAAAUCUUCAAAGUACAAGGAGAGGCACUGGAUAAAUUUGCACGAAAAGACGUCAAAGUAUUGGUUGUUGGCAAUCCGGCAAAUACCAAUGCUCUAAUUUGCUCGCACUAUGCGCCUUCAAUUCCAAAGGAAAACUUCACAGCUAUGACCCGGUUGGACCAAAACAGGGCCCAGGCUGCCCUAGCUGCUCGCUUGGCUGUACAGGUUGAUCGCGUCCAGAAUGUAAUUAUCUGGGGAAAUCACAGCUCCACCCAAUAUCCUGAUGCGCAUCAUGCUUUGGUUCACCUUCCAACUGGAGCGAAACCAGUUCCCGAAGCAGUUAAUGACGAUGCCUGGUUAAACGGAGAGUUUGUGGAGAAAAUCCAAAAACGCGGAGCAGCCGUUAUAGCUGCCCGGAAAAUGUCUUCAGCUAUGUCAGCUGCCAAGGCUGCCGGAGACCACAUGAGAGAUUGGUGGAUUGGUACACGGCCUGGAAAAUGGGUCAGCAUGGGUGUCGUAUCCGAUGGAAGCUACGGUAUUCCUAAGGACAUAGUGUUUUCAUUCCCAGUCACGAUUAAGGAUCAUCAGUUCAAGAUUGUUCAGGGUCUGCCAAUCAACGAAUUUGCAAGGGCCAAGUUGAAUGCAACAGCCAAGGAGCUGGAAGAAGAACGCGCUGAGGCCAACUCCGUUCUGGAGCAGUGACUAGACAGAGGGUCUACAAUUGCAACGAGAAGGAGAGAUCAAACACCGGCAAAGCUGUAAGCUUACUGUAGCAGGUUGCACUGAAAUUGUAUAAAGCAAAUC
Molecule: messenger RNA, 1355 nt
Organism: Neodiprion fabricii
Lineage: Eukaryota; Metazoa; Arthropoda; Insecta; Hymenoptera; Diprionidae
Gene: Mdh1
Product: malate dehydrogenase, cytoplasmic
Exons: 5
Coding region: 255-1253 (332 amino acids)
Biological process (GO): malate metabolic process; tricarboxylic acid cycle; oxaloacetate metabolic process
Cellular component (GO): cytosol; mitochondrion
Molecular function (GO): L-malate dehydrogenase (NAD+) activity
Source: RefSeq, a predicted model, not a curated record